AUGGCACCCUUUUCUUUUACCAAACUUUCACUAUUAGCUUUUUUAAUUUACCUGUGGCAACAUCCCAACUAUCACCAGGAUGAUGCUCGAAGACAGGGUGUGAAUGCUUCAUUACAAGUACAUAAUAAAGUAGGUAGAAAUUUAGCGAGCAAAGAAGAAGCAACUGCACAAGGGAAAAAUAAAACAACUAAAACGUUAUUAGGCAAAAAAGAAGAAGUAAAAGAAGAAAAAAAAGAAGAAAAAAAAGAAGAAAAGAAAGAAGAAGUAAAAGAAGAAAAGAAAGAAGAAAAGAAAGAAGAAAAGAAAGAAGGAAAGAAGGAAGAAAAGAAAGAAGAAAAGAAAGAAGAAAAGAAAGAAGGAAAGAAGGAAGAAAAGAAGGAAGAAAAGAAAGAAGGAAAGAAGGAAGAGAAGAAAGAAGAAAAGAAGGAAGAAAAGAAGGAAGAAAAGAAGAAAGAAAAGAAGGAAGAAAAGAAGGAAGAAAAAAAAGAAGAAAAAAAAGAAGAAAAGAAAACAUUAUUUGGAAAAAAGGGAAAAAAAGAAGAAGUGAAGGAAGGAACUAAGGAGGGAUCUGACGCGGGUAAUGGAGCCCAGAAUACUGAGGGGGAUAAGGAGGAUUCCGAUGGGACUUCCAGUGAAGACGCCAAAAAGCGAAAACCAACAUGGAAUGAUCUUUCAAUUGAGGAAAUGCGCAAACAACUGGCACAAGAGGAAACCCGUAACCAUAAGAAAAAACUUACUCCUGAACAAAAAGAAGCGUUGGACAAGAAAUAUGAGUGCCUUCUGAAAAAGUUAUUAGAUCGGGAGGCUGAAAAGCGAAGGAAUAGCGAAAAAGGUGCUCAGAAACCAGGACAAAAAAAAGUCCAAGAGAAAAAAGAUUCUAAUGAAAAAGGUGCUCAGAAACCAGGACAAAAAAAAGUCCAAGAGAAAAAAGAUUCUAAUGAAAAAGGUGCUCAGAAACCUUCUGAACAAGAAGACGAGGAAGAAGAAGAUUAA
Messenger RNA from Plasmodium knowlesi strain H, 993 nucleotides. Its product is annotated as Plasmodium exported protein, unknown function. NCBI's taxonomy places the organism in Eukaryota, Apicomplexa, Aconoidasida, Haemosporida, Plasmodiidae. The record is from RefSeq and is a predicted model, not a curated record. The transcript is spliced from 2 exons. The coding region runs from base 1 to 993 and encodes 330 amino acids.